AUGGAGCCCCCCGCGGUCGUCGAGCCCUUGGAGGGCGCCCCCGACAGGCUGGACUUGGCCACCAUCACCCUGAGCCCCGAGCGGCGGCCUGAUAUCCCCCGGUGGCCCGGCGGCUUGCGGGGCUUGCGGGGCGCGCUGUCCCCCGCAGUGCUGCGGGAGGCGGCGGAGCUGACGGCGCUCGCGGGCCCCGUGUUCCUGGCCCAGCUGAUGCUCUUUCUCAUCAGCAUCGUCAGCUCGAUAUUCUGCGGACACCUGGGCAAGGUGGAGCUGGACGCCGUGACUCUGGCUGUAUCGGUGGUGAAUGUUACUGGGAUCUCAGUCGGAACUGGCUUAGCCUCAGCUUGUGACACACUGAUGUCUCAGUCCUUUGGGGGCAGGAACCUGAAACGCGUGGGCAUCAUACUGCAGAGAGGAAUCCUCAUCUUGCUGUUGUGCUGCUUCCCUUGCUGGGCCAUCUUUAUCAACACUGAGCGCCUCCUCCUGCUCCUACAGCAAGACCCUGAAGUCGCCAGGAUAGCCCAAGUUUAUGUGAUGGUUUUCAUUCCAGCUCUGCCCGCAGCAUUCCUGUUCCAGCUGCAGACAAGAUACUUGCAGAGUCAGGGCGUCAUUAUGCCUCAAGUUGUUACUGGGAUUGCAGCAAACGUCGUUAACGUGUGCAUGAAUGCCCUCCUGCUCUAUGCCCUGGACCUUGGAGUGGUUGGGUCUGCCUGGGCCAACACCACCUCCCAGUUCGUCCUCUCUGCUCUACUCUUCCUCUACAUGUGGUGGAAAAAAAUCCACAUCAGCACCUGGGGAGGUUGGACUCGAGAGUGCUUCCAGGAGUGGAGCUCCUACACCCGCCUGGCCAUCCCCAGCAUGUUCAUGUUAUGCAUCGAGUGGUGGACCUUUGAGAUUGGGACCUUCCUCGCAGGACUCAUUAACGUGACGGAGCUGGGAGCCCAGGCUAUCAUUUAUGAACUGGCUUCUGUGGCCUACAUGGUGCCCCAUGGCUUUGGAGUGGCUGCCAGUGUCCGAGUGGGUAAUGCUCUGGGGGCAGGGAAUGCUGAACAGGCCCAAUGUGCCUGUACUACUGUUGUCUUGUGUGCUGGUGUCUGUGCACUUGCCGUGGGAGUUUUACUAGCAGCCUUGAAGGAUGUGGUCGCCUAUGUAUUCACCAGUGACAAGGACAUCAUUUCCCUUGUGUGCAGAGUGAUGCCAAUUUUUGCUCCCUUCCAUCUGUUUGAUGCACUUGCAGGCACCUGUGGUGGUGUUCUGAGAGGUACAGGGAAACAAAAGAUAGGCGCCAUCCUAAAUGCCAUUGGCUACUAUGUGUUCGGUUUUCCCAUUGGAGUGUCCCUGAUGUUUGCAGCUAAGCUUGGAAUAAUAGGUCUGUGGUCUGGAUUGAUAGUCUGCGUCUUUUUUCAAGCCCUUUUCUACUUGGUGUACAUCCUGACAACCAAUUGGAGUAGAGUUGCAAAGCAGGCACAGGUUCGGGCUGGGCUAAAAGGCAAUAAAGAGACCACUUCUACUCAAACAGAUCAACCUGGAAUGGAAAGAGAAGUAACUGAUGGAGUGAUCUUGCCUGAUAUCAUCAGACCAGAGAGCCAGACUGUCCAAUUGAUGGGACCGGAAGAAAAUAACCAGUAUGCAGUGCCCACUGUUGGGGAUGUCUUGACCGUGAGACAGCUAAUUUUCUAUCGUGGAAUGGCUUUAGCCAUUGCGGUUGCUGUCCUUGUAGCAGGAAUUUUAGUAAGAGUUUUCAAUGACAGGGACUAAAAUGGAAGAAGCACCACCAGUUUAGAAAUGAUAAUUAUAUGCCACAUGCUAAGCAUUAGGGGAAGAUGUUAGAUGUGGUUUCAAUCUCAGCUAUGAGUUAUUGGUGAUAUGUUCUUGGUCAUUCCAGGAAACUGUACCAUUGUAUUGAGAUUAGAAAGGAGCUGGACU
Molecule: messenger RNA, 1923 nt
Organism: Dipodomys ordii (Ord's kangaroo rat)
Lineage: Eukaryota; Metazoa; Chordata; Mammalia; Rodentia; Heteromyidae
Product: multidrug and toxin extrusion protein 2-like
Exons: 17
Coding region: 1-1755 (584 amino acids)
Biological process (GO): xenobiotic detoxification by transmembrane export across the plasma membrane
Cellular component (GO): membrane
Molecular function (GO): xenobiotic transmembrane transporter activity; antiporter activity
Source: RefSeq, a predicted model, not a curated record